AUGUAUUGAGUUGCAGGUCAUAUGUUGUUGAUACACACGCUGUCGUGACGGAGCGUCAUGACAUUGUUGAGGUGCGGUCCGCUGUGCUGCUACUGAUGAUGAUGAGGAGGGGGAGGAUGAUGAUGAUGCAGGGGAGAGUCCGUCCACAGCCUGCAGUGCUGCGAUGGGGGGCUGCUGCUUCACUCCAGAUCUAAUCCAUUUUUAGCGAAACCUCCGAGGAACAACACAUUCAUUGAAAGGGCUGGGCUCCUGCAGGCAGGAGGUGAAACGACUCCUAGUGCGCGUCUUUGCACUGAGAAUUAUAGGAGGAAAUGUGACAGGAAAUUCAGAAUUGGGUGGGGGUUUUUAUGCCUGGGUAAUUGUCGAUAAAAUGCCUUGAAAGCAACGGAUUACUGAAUCAAGAGAGAUGCGCUUCAACGUGUAAAGAUACAUCGCAUUUGCAGGAAUGGUAAUUCCCCCCCCCUGCAGUCUUCUUCACGACACGAUGGAGUAAGGUGUUUACACAUUUUCUGUGACCAUCUACACAAUUUCUGGAGAUGCCUAUAGGACGACUGUAAUAUCUUGGAUCCACGAAGAUUUAGAAUGCGGUCUGUGAGGAAGACAGUGUUGCUUGCUAUUUUGGCGUCUGUGGUGCUGGUGCUGGCCCUCCUUCAUUCAUGGCCCACCCGGACCUACACCACCGUGGAUGUGUGGCAGCGUCCAGUUCCAUUAUUGGACAGGCGUCUGGAGGAAAGGCUCUCAAGCGUAGACCGCCAAUUGGGCAACAUCCCCUUUCAUGUGAGGGAUAAUGUGGCGAUUUUGUUGGCUCAAAAUGGGUGCGUAUGUGAGGGUGAGAGUGGAGGAGUUAAUCUGCCCUUUGCCCAGCUCUUAUUCCCGCGGGUGUCGGCUCAACCGCUGCACACUGCCUUUGAGGCCUCAGAGCUGGAGGAAAUAAAAAGGAGACGGGCAAAAGAGUACGACAGUUUCCAGAAGAGAUCACAGACACCAGCAGAUGUUCUCAUGGUGGCAGAGGCUAACAAUCCCUUACAGUAUCCAACACAAGGGGUGGAGGUACGGCCCCUAAAAACAAUCAUCAUCCCAGGCUUGGCCUUACAUGACCUUCACAGGGACCAUCACUCAAUAAACAUCACCACUACGCUGGGGACACUGAACGUAGCAGCAGAGGUAGACGGGGUGAAAGUCAAAGGCGAUGGUGAGAUGCACAUGAGUGUGUCGAGCAGCCUCCUGCCCAACCUGAACCGACAGCUGCAGUUUGUCACCUACACAAACACGCUGUUUCACCCCAGCACCGCCGACACAGUGCAGAUUGAGACAGAGGGGCAUCAAGCUGCCUUCACUAUCAAGAUCCAUCACGGUGUAACACCUAAACUGUAUAACACCGGAUCUAAAGGAGACUACAAUAUCAGCGCUCUUGUUACCAUAGCUACAAAGACUUUUCUGCGCUACGAUAAGCUCCAAGAUCUUAUCGACAGCAUCAGAAAAUAUUAUCCUACUGUCACUAUAAUAAUCGCUGAUGACAGCGAAAAUCCCCAAACCAUCUUUGGGUCUCACAUCGAACACUACAUCAUGCCUUUUGGAAAGGGUUGGUUUGCCGGACGGAACCUGGCCAUUUCCCAGGUGACCACAAAGUACGUGCUGUGGGUGGACGACGACUUCAUCUUCUCCGCCAACACAAAGCUGGAGAAGCUGGUGGACGUUUUGGAGAGGACCACUCUGGAUCUGGUUGGCGGCGCAGUGCGCGAGGCCACGGGCUACACUUCGACUUACAGACAGACCAUCUCCAUCGAGCCUGGGGAGGAGGACGGAGACUGUUUACACAUGAGGAGAGGAUUUCAUCACAUCAUCCAAGGCUUCCCCAACUGUGUCGUUACUGACGGGGUCAUCAACUUCUUUCUGGCUCGCACUGACAAAGUCCAGCAAGUCGGUUUCGACCCGCGCCUCGCCAGGGUAGCUCACAUGGAAUUUUUCAUCGAUGGUCUGGGAUCCCUGCACGUGGGCUCCUGUGAUGAUGUCAUUAUCAAUCAUGCAACCAAAAUCAAACUUCCCUGGGUCGGCCAGUCCAACAGUGACAAGACUUACGCCAAGUUCCGUUACCCGCUGGCUUCCUCUGAUGCCACGCAAACAAAAAAUGGCCUCCUGUUCUUCAAGAACCGAUUUCAGUGUUUGACUCAUAAUUAGCUGCUCGUCUCCUCUUCAUCCUGAGGUCCCUCGGCUCUUCUUGGGUCGCCAAAGAAGUUCUCCACUACGUCUCAGCAGAUAAGAUUUCGGACAAAUGUUUUUGAUCGCCUCUUUUUGAAAGCCUUUACACGCUUCCCUCCGUCGGAUUGCAGCUCCAUGGGAAGCUGGUUGAUCCUUUUACAAAGGGAAUGUAUUAACAGUGGCGUGCUUGAGCAGUAAAACUAGAAAGAGUACUCUUCUGUUUCCACAGUCUAACCAUAAUAGAAUUCAUUCAAGUCAUACAAGGAGUACGCCUUGUGUUCGUCAAAGCUUAUUUGGCCUUACUCCCUAAAGAUGUUUUUGGAAAAGGCAACAGGUAACAUUUUGUGAUCCUAUCAGAAGAGUUAUGUGUCCACCUUCAGUUUGCACUAUGAAAAAAAAACUGAGACUGGAAAAGCAAAAGUGAUCUGCUCAGAGAAGAAGGACUCCCAUGGACACUUUCCAGAAAGUGACAAUAGUGUAGACACAGAGCAUGGGUUUCUUUUUACCAAUGCUACAUGAAAAAAAAACACACAUUUAGAGCUUGUCACAUUUGCCAAAAGUGCGAGGGAUAAAUCACGUGUGAAUAAGAGUGAACUGCUUGUUCCCAUUGAUCUGGAGUCACACUUCAUGUCACCUGCACUUGUUUUGUUUGUUGAAGAAAGUGGACAGAGGAGGAGGAGGCGUUUGUGUCUGGUGCACACCAACCAACGAGUGACUGCAUCUUUACAUGUUGCCUAAAAGAGAAGUUGGAUGAACCAAAGUGCAUGUUUUUUUCUGUCAUAAAAACAAGGAAAGAGGGAGGAUGACUAUUUCAGAGGGAGAAGUGUAUGAAGACAAUUGUAAGUCCCACCUACUGAGGAAAACAUCAAAGAAGAGAAGAAGAAGACUGUGACGGACCAGGGCUUGAAAAUCCUGUUUUGGUAAAAACAGCUGCUGUGAUAUUCGCGCCUGAACUGACGACAGUGUUCUUUUAUAUCAUGGCCUUUAGAUGGCCGUCUUGUAUCACACUAUUUUUUUUCCUUUAAAACAAUUUUUAACAGCAACAUUUGUUAUUAGCAAAGAGAUUUAUAAAAUGAUUUUUUUAAAUCUUCAGAGGAAUAUUUUAAUGAUGUUAUAUGAUUUUUUGUUGUUACAUUAUCUCCGUGGACAUCAUCGAAAUGUUUAUUUAAAACAGCUUUUGUGCAGUAGUGUGUUCAAAAACGUGUCUCAUGUCAGUGUUUGUAACUGUUGACAGAUCCAUAGCAUUUCUUUUUUUUAACUGUGAUUUGUAUUGUGAACCUGCUUUCUUCACCUAAAAACCACUACUGAGUCUUCUGAUCACCACAUAAUGAACCUUUUUUUUUAACUUGUUACAAAUGCUGUGGAUCCAAAUUUUAAUUUGUGCGAUAUAUUUGGGACAUCAGCAUGGAAACAGAGGGUUCUAUGUUAUGAUCAAGUGUCCUUACUGUAAAACAUAAAGGUGUUUGAAGCAAAGCUCGCACUUGUGUAGUACUUUUGAGUACUUUUUUUGCCAAGUGUCAGGUGUGAUUAGCUCCUGUCACUUAGUUAAGACUAGUUUAAUAAUCAUUGAGGACAGAGGUGUCAAACUGGUGGCCCACGGGCCUCAUGUGGCCCCCCAACCAAUUACAUGCGGCCCCCCACUUAAUAUCAUGUCAUAAUGAAAACAUGGCCCCUGGCCUCCUCUAAUAAUAAAUACGUUUGCUAGCAA
This is a messenger RNA of Solea solea (common sole), 3907 nucleotides long. It is a transcript of the gene b4galnt1b, whose product is annotated as beta-1,4-N-acetyl-galactosaminyl transferase 1b. The transcript is spliced from 13 exons. The record is from RefSeq and is a predicted model, not a curated record. Gene Ontology annotation, cellular component: Golgi membrane. NCBI's taxonomy places the organism in Eukaryota, Metazoa, Chordata, Actinopteri, Pleuronectiformes, Soleidae. The coding region runs from base 583 to 2178 and encodes 531 amino acids. Gene Ontology annotation, biological process: ganglioside biosynthetic process. Gene Ontology annotation, molecular function: hexosyltransferase activity.